AGACCUACCUGCGUAUGUUGCCCAGGAGAUAGGAAAGACUCCUGUGUAACUAGUGCUGCGCAAUGAUGGGCUUCCGGCUUCCCUUCAUUAUGUGCCAUGUUGUUGUUGUGGCUCUGAGCUUUAAUCUGAAUGUGACAGACUGGCUGGACUCCUAUGAAAUUGUAACACCGCUGUUCAUAGAGGACAGGACAGUGAAUAAAACCAGAGAGCUCACUUAUGCCAUUAUGAUUGACAGCAAAGACUAUAUUAUUCACUUAGUCCACAAUCCGAUGCUUGUUACCACAGACUUUAAAGUUUUUUCCUACAGCAAGACAUACUCCUUGUAUUUUGACGAGCCCCACAUUCUAACACAUUGCUACUACCAAGGAUAUGUACAAGGAUACCCAAACUCAGUAGUGGCCAUGAACACAUGUUCUGGACUUAGGGGCAUCAUGCAUACAGAUGAGUUUAUAUAUGCAAUUGAGCCAAGUGAACCAUUGCACCAUUUUGAGCACAUUGCUUAUAGCAUGGAACAGUUUAAAACAACUAUAGAUUGUUUACUGGACACAUCAAUCUAUCUUCGUUCUACAGAAAGCUCAGCCAUAGAGCAGGGAUUAUGUGUUCGCAAUAAAACAGCAUAUGUGGAAGUAUUCAUGGUUGCUACUCAACAGCAGUUUGAAUUCCAUCAUGAAAAUCGAACAUUUCUAUUGGAGAGCAUGCUUGAUUUAAUAAAUAGUGUAAAUGCUGUGUACCAGGAUUUAAAUACUCACAUUAUUUUGGUUGGAAUAGAGAUCUGGUCAAAUGACAAUCUUAUUAAUACAGAAGGAAGGAAUGUGCAUGAUAUUCUGUCGGACUUCUUAGCUUGGAAGAAAGAAUACCUGGAUGAGCACAUUAAAUGUGCUGUUGCAGUUUUAUCCUUGAGAGAUGAGACCAUCCCCUCGUCGGGUCUGUCACAUUUGAGAGGAGCCUGCAGUCUUGAUGAUUCUGCAUUCAUGAUCAUGAUGAACCUUGAGAAACCAAUGCUCAGUUUGGAUCUCUUUGUCCAUGAGUUGGGUCACAUUCUGGGAAUGAGGCAUGAUACAAGUGGAUGCAAAUGCAAGUCUGGAAAACCAGCUUGUGUAAUGGCUAGCAGAGGCUUAUUGUCUCUUGGCUUCAGUGACUGCAAUGAGAAGGACAUGGAGAUGUUUUUUGCUAGCAGUGAAGCCAGUUGUCUGUGGAAAGAACUAUCCCAAUGUGGUAACAACAUUCUAGAACAAGGGGAGAAGUGUGACUGUGGUUCUGUACAGGAAUGUCCAACUAUUAGCUGCUGUGACCCAACAUCUUGCAAAUUAAGAGAGAAUGGAGAAUGUUUAACUGGACUGUGCUGCAAGGAUUGUAAGCUUUUACCCAAAGGAACACUGUGCAGAAUGCCCAAAACUGAGUGUGACCUUGCUGAAUACUGCGAUGGAGCAUCCAAUCACUGCCCAUUAGAUAUGUACAAACAGAAUGGGGCGGCGUGUAACAAUGGCACAUCUGUGUGUUAUGAAAAUAGAUGUUAUGACUACAAUAAACAUUGUGAAUCAAUAUUUGGAGAAGGUGCGACAGUUGCUCCAUUUUCUUGUUUCCAAUGGGUAAAUACAAUAGGAGAUCGGUUUGGGAACUGCAACACAGAGAGAGAGAUGGUUGAGUGUAAUAUCAAGAAUGUUAUGUGUGGCCGACUUCAGUGCCAGAAUGUGAGUUCUGAAAUGAAGCCUGUUGAUAGCAAAACUGCCAUAAUUCUGACUCCAAAUGGAAACUCCUGGUGCUGGGGACUUGACUUUCAUUCUAAGCACUCUUCUUUUGACCUUGGAUCAGUUCCAGACGGGGCACCUUGUGACACAGGAAAGAUAUGUCUGAACAAGAGAUGCGUAAGCUCCUCACUGCUGUCAUAUGACUGUGACGCGGAGCACAAGUGCGGCGGAAAUGGGGUUUGCAACAAUAGAAAGAACUGCCAUUGUUACUCACAGUGGGCCCCCCCUAAUUGCACCCAGAGCGGAUAUGGGGGAAGCGUGGACAGUGGGCCAAUCACCAAACAUUCACCGGUUGAAUUCAUGCCAGAAGGAGGAAUUCUGCGCUUAUACGAUACCAAUGCAGCAAGCCUGAUGGUGCCUUUUUUAAUGACGACUCUUUAUCAUACUUUGGUUAUUGAAUGUUUCCAAUCCAUCUAUUUGUAUACUGUCUGGUAAGCAGGGCUGGAAUAAUAACUUACCAGCCUAGAAAUAAGCAAACAGAAGCACCCAUUCACAUCUCUUCUUCCUGCUGCUGCCCUAAUAUCACUCCAGAACCCUCUACAAAGUCACAGCAGGUCACAUUCUCUAUAGGAUGAAAUCUGAUAGGCUAACAACUACACUUGUUUUAUUAAUAUUUCCUUUAAAACCUUGUUAAAAAUGUUAGAGUAGCAAGAUCACAAAUAAUUUGUCUGCACUCCAGUUAUUUAUUAAACUCUGAUUUCAAAUUAA
This is a messenger RNA of Xenopus laevis (African clawed frog), 2456 nucleotides long. It is a transcript of the gene adam21.L, whose product is annotated as ADAM metallopeptidase domain 21 L homeolog. Gene Ontology annotation, biological process: proteolysis. The record is from RefSeq and is marked provisional. NCBI's taxonomy places the organism in Eukaryota, Metazoa, Chordata, Amphibia, Anura, Pipidae. Gene Ontology annotation, cellular component: plasma membrane. Gene Ontology annotation, molecular function: metalloendopeptidase activity; metallopeptidase activity.